UUGGAAAAAGUUACCCUGAGCCAUAAACUGUCCUAUGCCCUUUAUUCAGCUUGUACAUUCUUAGUGCUAAUUGGCUAUCUCAAUGUAAAAAUGUGUCUCUUUUUGCAGCUGUUACUCAGCAGCUGUAAACCACUGCAAAUGGGCACCUCUGUUUGUUCUGGAGAUUUUUAAGUAUCUCAGGUGGUGCAAAGUAAAUCAGUAAAGCAAACUGUCCAGGAUAGAGUUACUUUUCUUUUUAGUAGCUGGUACAGUGCUGUAUUUUGGAUUUAAUAUGAGAAUAAUGUUGACCAACACACUGAGGUUUUGGUUGGUUUUAAGUUGUUCUUACUCCAAAUCAAGGAUGUUUCUGUUGCCAGUGCUCUGCCAAUGAAGAGGUGCACAAGAAGCUGGAGGGGAACAUGGCCAGGACAGCUGACCCAAACUGUCCAAAAGGAUAUUUCAUACCAUAGAACAUCAUGCCCAGUAUAUAAAUGGGGAAGGAGUUGGCCAUGAGGUUCCAGUGGCUGCAGGGGGACAGGCUGGAUAUUGGUCAGCGAGUGGCAUAUUUAUUGUUAAGAACAAAUUAAGAACUAUUGAAGACAUUAACAGGUACUGAAGAACAGUCUCUGUCACUGACUAGUGCAAACCUGCGGAGGAGUAAAAAGAUUUCUACUGCAUGCCUUGGACACAUGCCCCUAAUCCACUUACGAGCUUCCCUUGACCUACACUUCUUUUCCUAACGCUGAUCUGACUAUGGCUGUUCUCAAAGUAAAAUUCACCAAAACUAAGAGGGACAAACUGGCCCAGAUCUUAUGGAUACUCAACUGGGUUUCUGUAGUGAGCGGGAUCAUUCUCUUCAGUCUCGGCCUCUUUCUGAAAAUAGAGAUCAAGAAGCGCAAAGAAGUGAUGGCAAAAGGGGACAUUAACUCCGUCCCCAACAUGCUGAUCUCUGUGGGGGUCAUAGCAUGUAUCAUCAACUUUCUGGGUGGAAAAAUCUGCUAUGACUGCUCAGACGCCAACAAGUUCUCUCGAUGGAAACUUGUUAUGCUGCCAUACAUCGUAUGUACCUUCUGUUUUACCUUCUGCAUCCUGGUGGGUGCUCUCAUGUGCUACACCAUGAGGAACGAGCUGGAAGAGUCUCUCUACCUGGGACUGAGGGAUGCUAUUAAGUUCUAUAAAGACACGGACAUACCUGGACGAUGUUUCUUGAAGAAAACAGUGGAUUUGUUACAAAUUGGAUUCCAUUGCUGUGGAAACAAUGGCUUUAGAGACUGGUUUGAAAUUCAGUGGGUAUCUCCUCGUUAUCUGAAUAUGGCUUCUAAAGAGGUUCAAGACCGUCUAAAGAGCAACGUUGACGGGAGGUUCCUGGUGGAUGGAGUACCCUUCAGCUGCUGCAACCCCAGCUCCCCACGGCCCUGCAUCCAGUACCAGCUGACCAACAACAGUGCUCACUACAACUAUGACUUUCUGACAGAGGAGCUCAAUAUCUGGGUGAAGGGGUGCCGAGAGGCCCUGCUGGAUUACUACACCAGUAUUAUGAGAUCCAUUGGCAUUGCAGCUUUGCUUAUUUGGUUGUUUGAGCUCUCUGUACUUAUUGGUGUUCGGUACCUACAAACAGCCAUGAAGAACGUCCUUCUGCUCGGAGAUCUGGAGGGAGAAUCAGAUGGUUGGUUACUAGAAAAUAGUUUUGUGGAAACUGCCAAAUACAACAUCAGUAUCAUUAAGAACCUCGGCAAAGCCAACCAGAUCUCCACCGUAUCGGGCAUGAAUGACCCUAACAUUAAUGUUCAAAACACAGACUGUGGCAAAACCAAUCUUACAACAAAAUCUAUCCCUGCAGCUAGGUAGGCAAGUCUUCAAAAGAAUGACAUCACAAGUGUAGCUUUGCUGUAUUACAUUCCUACAGUUACCAGAUUUUUCACUGGUGGGGUAAAAAAGGAAAAAAAAAUGAAGACAAUUGAACAAACCACAGACUGGUGACAGCUCCAAAAAUGCUGAUACUUCUUUGGAUGGAUGCAUUUUUACUUGAGAAAUCCCUGAUUUUCAACACUGCACAGAACUUUUGGAAUUUUUCCCACUUUCUCUCCUUUAUCUACAGAAUUCUAUCAUGGUCUGAACAUGCCAGAGUAAUCGCUAUGCACAAGCAAAUGUUCCAGAGAGGAUGGGUCUACAUCUACUAACAUACAGAUUAGUCUACUAUGUACCAAAGUGUGUCGUUAUUGUCACUACACCUACAGAAAUCCCAGCAACUGGGAAAUCCCAAAAGAAAUCAUUACACUUGAUAAAAAGAUCCUUUACAAAAAAGACAAAAACUGAAAUGAAAGCUCUGUUAGUCCAAGGUAGGAGAGUUACUUUUAGCUGAAAUGUACCUAUGCAGCCCUUCUAACAGAACCUACUAGCAAGGCGAAACUGAAGGCAAGGAAAGUUACCCUAAUGUAUUUAAUUUAUUUUUCCCAAAUAUUCUGAAGUAUGUUUUCAUUUUUCCCCCUCCAUAGUCUAGGGAAAGCCAGCUGCCACACCUCCCUGAAAGUCAAAAGGUACUGCUGAAAGGAGUUCUCUGCUUAAGAAAACUGACAGCUCCUGCAAGGAUAUUUGAAAUUCCAAGUAGCAUGUGAUAGCCCCAGUUUAAAAAAACAAGUAUAUACCUCCCCUAAAACAAGCACUGAUGAUCCUAGAUGCUUACAGGCUCCUCAUUUCAAAGGUACUUAACACAUUGAUCCAGGGGCAGGAAGAUAGGGGACUAUGUGAAAUCAAUGAAGGCUUGGGAACUUUGUCAAUGCAUGGAGUGAAAGCCUUCAAUGCCCAAGACAGUUGUAGUUACAGGAUGCCCUAUGACAUUAAUUCAUCAUUAGUAGUAAGCAGGAAAAACGUAUCGAUACAAAAUAGAGGUUAAAAGACCAAAUAAAGUAUUUUACUUGUUACUGCUGUGACUGCAUUCUUUGUGAAUAACCAAGUAAAAGAAGUUAUACCACUGGGAUAUUCAAAGCAGAACUAUUCCUGCUUUUGAAAUUGUGCAGAAGUAAAAAUUCCUUUACUCAACAACUGCUGUAUUUUGUAACACUAGAAAAAGCAAGGAUAAUACUUUAAGAAUAUAUUGUAAGUAAAUUGUGCGAUGUAAUAAUCUGGAGUGUAAUUCAAGCAGGCUGUGUGCAUGACCAUAAUUUCAAAUGCAACUGCUUCACUGCUUAACAUUUUAGGUCUACACUUAAAUGUGUUAAAACUCCUUCAAAUAACUAGGUUUGUACGCUGAGACUACCUUCUACAAGAGCUGUUAACUCUUCCCUUUGCAAUCACUUUGCCCAGUGUGGAAUUAAAACUCAACUGGUGCAUAAUUCCUUCAGCCACUUCUGGGAGUCAAAAAUACUU
Molecule: messenger RNA, 3345 nt
Organism: Myiozetetes cayanensis
Lineage: Eukaryota; Metazoa; Chordata; Aves; Passeriformes; Tyrannidae
Product: photoreceptor outer segment membrane glycoprotein 2
Exons: 5
Coding region: 733-1827 (364 amino acids)
Biological process (GO): visual perception
Cellular component (GO): membrane
Source: RefSeq, a predicted model, not a curated record